Messenger RNA from Mus caroli (Ryukyu mouse), 2154 nucleotides. The record is from RefSeq and is a predicted model, not a curated record. NCBI's taxonomy places the organism in Eukaryota, Metazoa, Chordata, Mammalia, Rodentia, Muridae.
AUGCCUGAGGAAACCCAGACCCAAGACCAACCAAUGGAGGAGGAGGAGGUCGAGACCUUUGCCUUUCAGGCAGAAAUUGCCCAGUUAAUGUCCUUGAUCAUCAAUACCUUCUACUCGAACAAAGAGAUCUUUCUGAGGGAGCUCAUCUCCAAUUCAUCGGACGCUCUGGAUAAAAUCCGAUACAAGAGCCUGACGGACCCCAGUAAACUGGACUCAGGGAAGGAGCUGCACAUCAAUCUCAUUCCCAGCAAACAGCACUGAACCCUGACGAUUGUGGAUACUGGAAUUGGAAUGACCAAGGCCGACUUGAUCAAUAACCUUGGCACCAUUGCCAAGUCGGGCACCAAAGCCUUCAUGGAGGCUUUGCAGGCUGGUGCAGAUAUCUCUAUGAUUGGCCAGUUUGGUGUUGGUUUUUACUCUGCAUAUUUGGUUGCUGAGAAAGUGACUGUCAUCACCAAGCAUAACGACAAUGAGCAGUAUGCCUGGGAGUCCUCAGCUGGGGAAUCCUUCACAGUGAGGACUGACACAGGUGAACUAAUGGGUCGUGGAACAAAGGUUAUCUUGCAUCUGAAAGAAGACCAAACUGAGUAUUUGGAGGAAAGGAGAAUAAAGGAGAUCAUGAAGAAGCAUUCUCAGUUCAUUGGCUAUCCCAUUACUCUCUUUGUGGAGAAGGAACGAGAUAAGGAAGUCAGUGAUGAUGAGGCUGAAGAAAAGGAAGAGAAAGAGGAAGAGAAAGAAAAAGAAGAAAAGGAGUCUGAUGAUAAACCUGAAAUAGAAGAUGUUGGUUCUGAUGAAGAAGAGGAGGAGAAGAAGGAUGGUGACAAAAAGAAAAAGAAGAAGAUAAAGGAAAAGUACAUUGAUCAAGAAGAACUCAACAAAACAAAGCCGAUUUGGAUGAGAAAUCCUGAUGACAUCACUAAUGAGGAAUAUGGAGAGUUCUACAAGAGCUUAACCAACGAUUGGGAAGAACAUUUGGCAGUAAAGCAUUUUUCUGUUGAAGGACAAUUAGAAUUCCGGGCCCUUCUUUUUGUCCCAAGACNCGCUCCUUUUGAUCUGUUUGAAAACAGAAAGAAGAAGAACAACAUCAAGUUGUAUGUUCGCAGAGUUUUCAUCAUGGAUAACUGCGAGGAGCUAAUCCCGGAGUAUCUGAAUUUCAUUAGAGGGGUAGUGGAUUCUGAGGAUCUCCCUCUAAAUAUUUCCNGUGAAAUGCUGCAACAAAGNAAAAUUCUGAAAGUUAUCAGAAAGAAUUUGGUCAAGAAAUGCUUAGAACUAUUUACUGAACUAGCAGAAGAUAAAGAGAACUACAAAAAGUUUUAUGAGCAGUUCUCAAAAAAUAUAAAGCUUGGAAUUCAUGAAGACUCUCAGAAUCGGAAGAAGCUUUCAGAGCUGUUGCGGUACUACACGUCUGCUUCUGGGGAUGAGAUGGUUUCUCUGAAGGACUACUGCACCAGAAUGAAGGAAAACCAGAAGCACAUCUAUUUUAUCACAGGUGAGACCAAGGACCAGGUUGCUAACUCGGCCUUUGUGGAACGUCUCCGAAAGCAUGGCUUAGAAGUAAUCUAUAUGAUUGAGGCCAUUGAUGAGUAUUGUGUGCAACAGCUGAAGGAAUUUGAGGGCAAGACCUUGGUGUCUGUUACCAAAGAAGGACUGGAACUUCCAGAAGAUGAGGAGGAAAAGAAGAAACAGGANGAGAAAAAGACAAAAUUUGAGAACCUCUGCAAAAUUAUGAAAGAUAUUUUGGAGAAGAAGGUUGAAAAGGUGGUUGUGUCAAACCGAUUGGUGACAUCCCCNUGCUGUAUUGUCACAAGCACGUAUGGGUNGACAGCAAACAUGGANAGAAUCAUGAAAGCUCAAGCCCUCAGAGACAACUCAACAAUGGGUUACAUGGCAGCAAAGAAACACCUGGAGAUAAACCCUGAUCACUCCAUUAUUGAAACCUUAAGGCAAAAGGCAGAGGCUGACAAGAAUGACAAAUCUGUGAANGAUCUGGUCAUCUUGCUGUANGAAACUGCACUCCUGUCUUCCGGCUUCAGUCUGGAAGAUCCCCAGACCCAUGCUAACAGGAUCUACAGGAUGAUCAAGCUUGGUCUAGGUAUUGAUGAGGAUGAUCCUACUGCGGAUGACACCAGUGCUGCUGUAANUGAAGAAAUGCCU